AUGUCCGAAAUCUGGAAUACGAGCGGUAUAUGUCGUUGCUGCCAUUCCCAAAGCAGUUUAAGAGGCUUAAGCGAACAGUGUAAUUAUGAUGAGAGUGGUGACUCUUACUACAAUAAGUUGGAACGAACUUUUAAUUUAACACUCAAUCCAGUACUUGAAAGUUUUAAAUGCUAUUAUAGUAUUUGUGAUACAUGUAUACCAAGACUUAAGGAUGCUGAACUAUUUAGGCAUCAAAUUUUGGAAUGUGAAAAUCAAUUUGUCCAAUAUUAUAAUGAUUACUUAUUACAAGAAACGAAACAAGAGGUAUGUGAUGAAAAUAACUCUUUAAAUUCUAUUAUAGAAGAUGACAAGCUAUCAUUCGACAAUGUGUUCUCAGAGGAUUUAGAUGAUCAGCCAUUAUCAAGUUUGAAGAGCCAAGAAUCUAAACCAGAUGCAGAUUGGGUUUUGCCUGUUUUAGAAAAUGAUACAAAACCACAGCAGAGAAGGAAGAAAUAUUCUUGUGAAAUAUGCCAAAAGAAAUUCACAUACCAUGGUUCUCUAGAAAUGCAUAUACAGACACAUAAGUUUGAAAAAACGCACCACUGUCUCUUAUGUAGUGAAACUUUUAAGCAGAAUAAGGACUUGAUUAAGCACAUACAGGACAUCCAUAAAACAAAUAACGGUUAUUCAUGUCUGCUUUGCCAAAAUCACUUUGACAAUGCGAGAUUAUUAAAAAAACACUUCUCAGUGCACUUAGAUAAAUUUAAAUGUGAUUUCUGCGCGAAGGAAUUUUCUAAAAAGAAAGGCUUGAAGGAACAUUUGAAAGUGCAUACGAGAGAGAAGAAGUUCUCAUGUGAUAUCUGUCAGAAGAGCUUUGGACACAAUCAGACGCUAAAGUCUCAUAUACUAACACAUACAGGAGAACGCCCCUACGUCUGCGAUAUUUGCGGUCGCCGAUUCCCCCAAAGGACCCAUUUGAGACGCCACAUUCACAUCAUUCACGCGGGAAACAAACCUCACACCUGCCUCUCUUGCAACAAGCAGUUUUCCAGCAAGAGCUACUUGCUGAUACACCAACGGCAACACACGGGCGAGAAGCCGUACACGUGCGACGUGUGUCAGAAAAACUUCAGGGCUUACACAACGCUGAAAGUGCACAUGCGCAUACACACCGGUUUCAAGCCGUAUCUGUGCACGUUCUGCGAUAGGCAGUUCGCGCAAAUGGCGAGCUUUAAACUCCACGAGCGAACGCACACGGGCGAACGGCCGUACAUUUGUAAAGUUUGCAAGAAGUCCUUCUCUGACAAUGGUUAUUUGAAGAUCCACAUGCGAAUACACACGGGCGACAAACCGUUCGACUGCGAGGUCUGCAAGCGCUCGUUCCGGGAGACGGGGCAGUUGAAACGGCAUAUGCGGGUACAUACGGGCAUCAAACCGUAUACAUGCAAGAUAUGCAAUAAGCAAAUCGGCAAUUUGUCCAAGCAUAUGCGGGUGCAUUCGGACGAGAAGCCGUACAACUGUAAUUAUUGCGACAAACAGUUUUCAAUUAAUGGCAACCUGAAGAUACAUUUGAGGGUCCACACCGGCUCGAAGCCGUUCGGUUGUGAUCAAUGCAACUCCCAUUUCUCGCAGAGCAGCGGCUUGAAAAGGCACAAGUGUAAGAGUGAUGGAUAA
Leptosia nina is the source of this 1653-nucleotide messenger RNA. Lineage: Eukaryota; Metazoa; Arthropoda; Insecta; Lepidoptera; Pieridae. The record is from the annotation of a GenBank genome assembly.